Molecule: messenger RNA, 1740 nt
Organism: Kazachstania africana CBS 2517
Lineage: Eukaryota; Fungi; Ascomycota; Saccharomycetes; Saccharomycetales; Saccharomycetaceae
Exons: 1
Coding region: 1-1740 (579 amino acids)
Biological process (GO): transmembrane transport
Cellular component (GO): membrane
Source: RefSeq, a predicted model, not a curated record
AUGUCUAUUGGUACAGGAGAGGCAAUCUAUAUUGCAUUAAAACCAAUACUGAAAAUUUACAGCAUUAUAUUUGUGGGAUUCUUACUUGUACGAUAUAAUAUCCUCACCAUGGAAGUUACAAGAGGGGUCUCCAGUAUGGUCGUAAACGCUAUUUUACCGUGCCUUACGUUCAAUAAAAUUGUUGGUAAUAUAUCCUGGGAGGAUAUCAAAGAAGUCGGUGUCAUUGUUUUAUCUGCGUUAAUUUUAUUCGCAUUAGGCGGUACUUUAGCUGCCUUGAUUAAUUAUUUAACUCCAGUUCCUAAGAGGUGGUUUUGGGGCGCUUUAUUUGCCGGCGUAUUUCCCAAUAUUUCGGACUUACCCAUUGCGUACGUCCAAAGUAUGGGUAAUGGCGCUCUCUUUAAUGAAGAACAGGCUGACAAAGGUGUUGCUUACUCCUGUAUCUUUCUUUUCACACAAAGUAUGCUAAUGAUGAAUUUUGGAUUAUGGAGAGUCAUUGGGUUUGAUUUUACAGGAGAUAUUAAUGAUGAAGAUGUCAUUGAUAAUUAUCCUAUGACGGAUUUAAGCAGCAAGAGAGAAGAAGAAGAAGCUCAAAGAGAUCUUGAAAAGAACACAUCGUCCGCUGCUGAAAAUAGUGCUAGUAGGCCUACUCUACCGUCAACUCACUCGUUAAUGAAAGAUGCAGUAGUUUCCACUACUGCAUCAACUAUGAUUUACAGCAAUGAUACUGCGAACGAUGAUUUUGGUAGUAUUGACAGUAAUGCAAUUUCCUUGGAUGAAAAUGAUGCAGUUGAUUUCGAGUAUAUUCAACCGUAUGAGCUACCCGACUAUAGUACUUCGAGGAUUAAAAGAUCUGCUUCUACAAAUUCGAGCCCUGGAAUAUUGGAAACAUCAAGUCUUCAUAGAAUCAGAACACUGGGACACGACACAUCCAGAUUCAAGAGAAGGAGACCUACUUUAAAUGAUGUCAUCGCGGAAUAUAGCGCUGUAGAAAAGAUCAAAACAGGAGAGUUAAAUUUGAAUCGUCCCCUGAGUUUAAUGGAUGACAUUGGUGAGCACAAUAACAAUACAAUGACCGAAACAUCAGAUAGUGAGAGUGAAUUAUCAUCACAAAAGAAGAGAUCCAUGAGAUUUAAAAUUUCCCAGUUUAGUGAGAGACACCAUUUGCAAUGGCUUACUUAUUUUUUAAUCAAUUUUUUUAGACCUGCAUCGCUGGGAGCUAUAUUAGGUAUUAUUUGCGCUUUGAUUCCUUGGGUUAAGGCAUGUUUUGUUGAUACAUAUGUCCACGUUCACAAAGCCCCUGACGGAGAACCUGUACUAAAUUUUUUAAUGGAUUUUACGGAAUAUAUUGGGAAUGCUUGCGUCCCCUUAGGAUUAUUAAUGUUGGGAGGUACAUUAGCAAGGUUGCAAAUCAAAGAAUUACCUAAAGGAUUUAUCAGGUCUGCAAUUUUACUGACAAUUUUCAGAUUAGUUUUAAUCCCGAUUAUUGGCAUACUAUGGGCAAACAAGCUCUACAAUUUAAAUUGGUUAGAUAAUGUCGUUAGUAAAUUCGUAAUGAUUUUGACGUGGUCAAUGCCAAGUGCUACGGCGCAAAUUUAUUUCACUGCAUUUUAUACACCUGUACAAGGAUCUCAUUUGCAAAUGGAUUGUCUUUCCGUAUUUUUCAUGUUGCAAUAUGUGUUUUUAUUCAUCACAUUAUCAUUUAUUAUCACUUAUACAUUGAAAGUUGAUUUAAAUCUGUAA